AGAUCAUAAUUCUCACAAGUCGCAAGAGUAGUACAGUGUGUAGAGAUGAACGCCUACUAGUUUGGUGUUGUCCUGCGAGUCCCUCGUGCUCCUCACUUCUUCCUCCUCCCUCGAUCUUGUCCUAUAUAUUACUGUCGUGCCACCAUCUUUCUUCCUCCUUACUUUCACUCUCUUUCUCUCUCCUCUGUGCUCGCUUCCAAAUUCCAAUUGCUUGAUCUUGUUAUUUGUCGACUUAAAUUAUGUCUCCGGUACCAAAUUCUGAAUCAAUCAAACCAAACGAUGUAUGCAUUGUUGGUGUUGCGCGUACACCCAUGGGUGGCUUCCUUGGUACACUUUCUUCCUUGCCGGCCACGAAGCUUGGGUCUGUGGCUAUUGAAGGUGCAUUGAAGAGGGCAAAUAUUGAUCCAUCCCUUGUACAAGAAGUGAUUUUUGGAAAUGUUCUGAGUGCAAACUUGGGUCAGGCCCCUGCAAGGCAAGCAGCAUUAGGAGCAGGAAUACCAAAUACAGUUGUAUGUACCACGGUCAAUAAAGUUUGUGCAUCAGGAACAAAAGCUGUAAUCCUCGCAGCACAAAGUAUCCAAUUGGGUGUCAAUGAUGUUGUUGUGGCGGGAGGCAUGGAAAGCAUGUCGAAUGCCCCUAAAUACAUUGCUGACUCCAGGAAGGGUUCCCGUCUUGGACAUGACACAAUUGUUGACGGGAUGUUGAAGGAUGGUCUUUGGGAUGUUUACAAUGAUUGUGGCAUGGGAGUUUGUGCUGAAUCAUGUGCAGAACAUCAUGCAGUAACAAGAGAGGAUCAGGAUAACUAUGCUUGCCAAAGCUUUGAGCGUGGAAUUGCUGCUCAGGAGGCUGGCGCUUUUUCAUGGGAGAUAGUUCCUGUUGAAGUACCUGGAGGAAGAGGAAAACCAACAAUAGUUGUUGAUAAAGAUGAAGGUCCUACUAAGUAUGACCCUGCCAAAUUAAGAAAACUUAGACCAAGUUUCAAAGUGGAUGGAGGCACUGUUACUGCUGGAAAUGCUUCUAGCAUAAGUGAUGGUGCUGCUGCACUUGUUUUAGUGAGUGGGAAGAAGGCACUAGAGCUUGGGCUGGAGGUCAUUGCAAAGAUCAGUGGAUAUGGUGAUGCUGCUCAGGCUCCAGAGAACUUUACAACAGCUCCUGCUCUCGCGAUACCAAAGGCCAUUUCCCAUGCAGGCUUGAAUGCUUCUCAGAUUGAUUAUUAUGAGAUAAACGAAGCUUUCGCUGUUGUUUCUGUUGCAAACAUGAAAUUGCUUGGACUUUCUGAGGAAAAAGUAAAUGUGCAUGGUGGAGCAGUGUCCUUGGGACACCCUCUUGGGUGCAGUGGAGCGCGAAUCAUCGUGACUCUUUUGGGGGUAUUACGACAGAAAAAUGGGAAAUAUGGCGUUGCUGGUGUUUGUAACGGUGGAGGAGGCGCAUCUGCUCUUGUUGUAGAACUUCUGUAAGCCUUAUUAUUUCAAGGCUUGUUGAGGACUUGGCUCAUCACAAUGUUGGAGGAGCACUUUGAAAUAACUUAUCAAUUAUUUUUUGCACCAAAUAAUGCAGGCACUUUUAAAUUACUAGUGGUACAAAUGUUGUUGUGUUUAGGUGAUUUACUGGGUUUUUUCUUUGCGUUUGGAGGUUUAAACUUUAGAGUUAGAUGGUAUGAUGUAGACUAUAUUGGAAGUGGAGAAGUUGUAUUCUUUGUGCCAUAUCUUCGACAUUCUGUUUUAUGCUUCA
Spinacia oleracea (spinach) is the source of this 1731-nucleotide messenger RNA. Its product is annotated as acetyl-CoA acetyltransferase 2. Gene Ontology annotation, cellular component: mitochondrion. The record is from RefSeq and is a predicted model, not a curated record. Gene Ontology annotation, biological process: fatty acid beta-oxidation. Lineage: Eukaryota; Viridiplantae; Streptophyta; Magnoliopsida; Caryophyllales; Amaranthaceae. The transcript has 15 exons. Gene Ontology annotation, molecular function: acetyl-CoA C-acetyltransferase activity. Bases 240 to 1457 code for a protein of 405 amino acids.